AUGAUGCAUCAAAAUAGAAAAGUCAUUUUUAAUAGCCCAUCCAACAAUAAAUCUUAUUUAUUUAAAAGGAUACGCUGGAAAAGACGGCACCACAGUAAGCUUUUUGAGAAGUAUCUCACCACUGGCUGCUUUCCCCGAGAAUAUCCAAGGGUCUUGGGGCAUCUUUUACUUUUUAAAUACGGAUUCACCAAGCUUUGA
Vairimorpha ceranae is the source of this 198-nucleotide messenger RNA. RefSeq lists its product as hypothetical. Lineage: Eukaryota; Fungi; Microsporidia; Nosematidae. The record is from RefSeq and is a predicted model, not a curated record. The transcript has a single exon. The coding region runs from base 1 to 198 and encodes 65 amino acids.